UAACCGCCGAGGCCAAUGCCAAUCAAUACCACAACGUUCCUUCUGUCGAUCUUCAGGAGAAUUUGUCCUUCCAAAGUUUGUGUACAAUGGCGUGGAGCUACCCUUCACGACGUGCUUGAAGAGGAACAUAUCAGCUACAAGCGACCCCUUUUCGUAUAUGAUGUUCACCGCAAUGCUCACCAUACCGCCGGAAAACUCAGAGAUGUUCGAUUUAGGAUUUUUUCUCGACUUUGACAGAAACUUCCACGCAAGCAUGGGUGGCACCUUCGAAGGCAUGGUACCAGCUAUGGACCCACUGUUUUACAUGAUUCAUAAUUUCGCAAACAAGAUGCUGGUGAAUUUCCAGAUGCAAGGGCCGCAGCAUCUAAUCGGUGGAGGGCUCUGGAACAACACAGUAUCUGUGACAACUUUCCAAUGGUUUCAGAACAAGGAUUUUCUUGAUGCCACAAGCUUUCCGAAUGAUGUAUGCAUUCACUGGGAUGCAGUCGCCGAUCAGGAGAAGCUGAUUCAGAUGGGCUACUACGCAGGGCUAGAAACACCACGUACCCACCACAUAGCACUGUCGUACAAGGAGGUUAGGGAUAUGGACAUGGACAGCAAGGCUGCAGCGAACUAUGUCCAGUUCAUAAAGUCCGUCAGGGACACCUUUCUGUCAGCGUUUACCAAUGAUGAGAAUGGCUUCCAUCUGACCAAGGACUGGUACAAGCUGUUUAUGGCUGGCUUCGGAAACAGGAAAUUCCAGGUGCAGCCCGCAUGUUCGCAGUACUUUGAUCUGGAUCCGGAAUUCGAGAAAACCACCGUGUCACCUGGUGUAGCUGAGCUCAUUCCAUAACAGCCUUGUGGUUUUUUUUUUCAAUGUCUCAGCUGUUUGGCCGUUUCAUCUAUUCCAUGGGAAGCUCUGUACAAUUUAUUGAUCAUUGAAUGGUGGUGACAUGACAUUGUGUUUAUUUGUGCAUCAAAAAAAUUAACCAUGGCAGAUUGUGUUGGUUUCAGAAUACACAUCCUUGCCGUUUUCGUUUUGCGCAUCUAUUUUCCGUGGGUAGUGAUUUUGGUCCCGAGUCUGCGGGCUGAUGUGACUUCUACCAAAAUACCUCAAAUGCUAUUGAAAAAUGAUCACAUUUCCAGAUUACGUAUUUUUGGUUCACAGGUGGGGUUUUCUGCCUCAGCAAAUUCAAUUCGAUAUUUGCAGUGUAC
Molecule: messenger RNA, 1194 nt
Organism: Sycon ciliatum
Lineage: Eukaryota; Metazoa; Porifera; Calcarea; Leucosolenida; Sycettidae
Exons: 5
Coding region: 158-832 (224 amino acids)
Source: RefSeq, a predicted model, not a curated record